This is a messenger RNA of Hypanus sabinus (Atlantic stingray), 10184 nucleotides long. It is a transcript of the gene fgd5a, whose product is annotated as FYVE, RhoGEF and PH domain containing 5a. Bases 1 to 5259 code for a protein of 1752 amino acids. Gene Ontology annotation, cellular component: cytoplasm. Gene Ontology annotation, molecular function: metal ion binding; guanyl-nucleotide exchange factor activity. NCBI's taxonomy places the organism in Eukaryota, Metazoa, Chordata, Chondrichthyes, Myliobatiformes, Dasyatidae. The record is from RefSeq and is a predicted model, not a curated record. The transcript has 21 exons.
AUGCGGCUGAGGCGCCUGCUCUGGUAUUGGUACUGGGACUGGGACCGGCCCAGCGGCGGAACUUCGACAUCCUGUUGUGAAGCGGCCGCCCAGUCCAAGUCCGGAGCCGAACGCUCCCGGUGCCUGACUCCGACCUGUUCACCAUCAUCGGCUGGCGGCGAGCAGCUCUCCUCGGGAGAGGCUGCGGGAGUCCAAGGGAACGGACCAGUGCGUCGGGAUUCAGACCGGGAGCAAACGAAAGGCCGCAGCAUGGAGCCCGAUCUAAAGAAACCUCCCUUGGCGCCAAAGCCCAGGCCCCCGGAUUCACAGCCCUUAGUCACUGUUCCAACGGUUCCUUUGCUUCUACUGUCUGCUCCUAAGGCCCUGAAGCCACCAAUUGCUCCAAAACCAAACCUUUACAAUGAAGUGCCAGAGGCAAACCUGAAUGCACGGAAGGGGAUUUUAAGCACGUACUCUAACGGGAGCUUUUUGGCAACCAAUCCUGUCCUGGCUAAGGGGGUUGAAGACCCAACUUAUAAAAGUUUGGGUCAGACAAAAGAUUCAGCAGCCUGUAACUUCUUCCCAGCUGCCGAUGACAGGAGCACUCUGGAAGCAGCAGCUACACUGUGCCAUGAAAAUGGGUCAUCAAUGCCUGAUGGUUAUGAAGACCAAAUAGUUCCACAGGAUGCCAGUGCUGUAAUGUCACAAGACAGAGACUUAUCAAAUGUUGACAUCUGUGGCUUUAGCAGUGCGAUGCCCGGAAAGAAUUUAGGAAACUUCAGAGUUCAGGCAAUUGCUGGAGGAGCUUUUCCCAAUAAACUUGAUGAUUGCCUGUGUCUGAAAGAUGAACUUCUAUACAAGGGCAGUGGAGAAACCACGGACAAUACAGAAUGGUGUGAAUGGCAUUCCCAGGAUGUCAGUGACGUUGCAGACAGUUCUGGCCUGGGAGCAGGAGAGGAAUGGCAUCUAUCACUCACACCAGCAACUGCCUCAGCAUCUGGAGAGGUAGAAGGACUGGAUGAGAAGAAGAAUGGUCAGAAAAAAGGGGCCGAUGGGCAGGAGGAAGGGGUAGACCUUCCCUCAGAAUGGCUGAUGGAGGGUGUGGACGGGCAAAGGGAGGGAUCAGAUUAUCCCUCAGACAUGCUGAAAGAGGAUGAAGACAGUCCCACAGACGUGCUGAAGGAAGGGGCAAAUGGGCAGGAGGAAGGGGCAGACAGUCCCUUAGAUGUGCUGAAGGAAGGGGUGGAUGGGCAGGAGGAGGGGAAGGAGGCAGACAAGCUGGAGGAGGGGACAGAUGGACAGGAGGAGGGGGCAGACAGUUCCUCAGACAUGCUAAAGGAAGGGAUGGUUGGGCAGAAGGAAGAAUUAGACAGUUUACUGGAAAAGGAGAUAGACAGACAGGAAGAGGAGGGGGCAGACAGCAUACCAGAUAUGCUGGAAGAGGGGGCAGAUAGGCUGCAGGAGGGGGUGGACGGGCAGAAGGAAGGGGCAGACAGUCACUCAGACAUACUGAAGGAGGGGCUGUACAGGCAGAUAGAAGGGACAGACAGUUCCCCAGAUGGGCCAGGAGAGGGGGCAAGCAGACAGGAGGAGAAUGGGGAGGGGCAAGAUGGACAGGAGGGGCUGGGGGAGGGGCCAGACAGACAGGAAGAGGAGGAGGAUGGGGCAGGCAAACAGGAAGAGGAGGAGGACAGGGCAGGCAAACAGGAAGAGGAGGAGAAAUGGCCAGAUGGUCAAGAGGAGGAGAAGCCUGAGCCAGAGCCGCCAGACAGACAGGAUGACAAGGCAGACAGGCAGGAAGAGGAGAGGGCAGAUAAACAAGAGAAGGGAGCAGGCGGCUCCCCAGACUGGCUAGAAGAGGGGGUAAACAGACAAGAGGUGGGGGCAGAUGAAUGGAAUGAGUGGGCAGACGUUGCCUCAAAUAGACAGGAGGAGGAGGAGGCAGAUAGCUCCCCAGAUGAAACUGACAUGCUUAUUUAUGAAGCGUUGUUACCAAGUGCCUAUAGGCCUGCUGCACCAAACAGUCUGGAUGCCACAGCCAGCUGUACAGGCAAUCUGGAGUGGGUUAGAGAGCUAGUGGGAUCUCCUGUGAUAAUGAGUAGUGAAGGGAGGUGCAGAGUUGGUGACAAAGCCAAGGGGUCUGCUAUUGGUGAGGAAGCAUCUUGUGUUAGUGAGGAGGACAAGAUGUCUGUUGCCCAUAAAUCAGAGGAGAAGUUGGUUGGAUGUGUCCCAGGGGUGGAGGGCUGGAUCUUAGAAACUGAAGGCAAUGAGGAGGGAGUUGAGAGAAGGGUCCUCACUGAUGUCAAUGCAGAGGACAUUUCUUCUAUAGCUCACCGUGCGAUAGGGUUCACUUCACGAGUUAAAUGUGGAACCACACUGAGGCGAGAUACAGAGGCAGACACAUUAGCAGGUGACAAUCUGAGUCUGGUUGGUGACCUGGCUGGGAAAGCUGUUACAGAAUGGAAAAAAGCAAGAACCAGAACACAGUCACUGAGUGCACAGGUGCCUGAGACAGUUCCUGAGGAGACAGAUCUAAUACCUGUGGAAGGACAGAGCUCUGAGAAAAGGCAGGAGCCAUUUGAAAAUACAAUGUUUGCCGCCAGCCACAAGUAUUUCAUGUUCUAUCCCCGCUCAUACUCUGUCACAGGCCGAGAACUUCCUGUUUGUGCUGACCGGGAAAUGGAGGGGUCACUUUUAGAAGACAGCAGAUUGAACAGGAAGGAAGAUAACCUGUCUCUACCAAGUGUUGCUGUAUAUGACCAGAGGCACAUUGCCACCUCUGGUGCUUCUCCACCCAGUUCAAUGCUGGACAUCCCUGCUCCUUUCCAACUGGCAAGCAUCACCAAAAAGCCCAUCACCAAAAGUUCACCAUCAGUUCUAGUUGAAACGGACUCUCCGGAUAAAUACUUUAAGCAGAGUACAAAGAAAAAGUCAUCUUUCAAGCGUUUUUUACCAAUUAAACUGUCACUUAAGAAGAAGAUUGAAAACAGGAUUACAGUUGAGGUUAAUGUCUGCAAGUCUGUGUCUGAGGCAGCCAGAGCCUUGGAUUUUGACAGGAGGAGCUUGGGAAACUCGCCACAAUUAAAAGCUCGAUCUGGAAAGAUGCGUAAAUCAGAUUCUUCAUCCGCCUUUUUAUUUUACAAGGACGGCAAAGGAAAAGGAAUGCCCAGACCCUUUAGCAGAAGUGUGUCCAGAGUCGAAUCUUUUGAAGACAGAUCUCGACACUCAUACACAUCACUUCCUCUGACCAAGCCCAGAUCCAUUUCCUUCCCCAACACAGACUCCUCUGAUUAUGAGAACAUUCCGGUUGUGAGCUCAGAUUAUGAAAAUAUACAAAUCCCUCCCAACAGGAUUGGCCAUUUAGGGACUGUCACAGAUUUCUUUGAAGAUCCCAGGAGAAAUUUCUCUUCGGCGUGUGAAAAUGAUGGUUAUGUAGACAUGAGCAGCUUUACUCCGUUGGACAACAGGCAGACAUCAGAGCAGGAGCUGGAGAGCGUGGACAGUGAGGUCCUGGCAGUGCAUCAGUCCAAUGAGGAGAUGGCCUCCAGUGAGCAGACGGGAAACAGUUCCGAGUCGGAGGAGCUGACUACACAGAGUAACACAGAAAUUAAAGGAUAUCGCAUUGCAAAAAUGAUGACCGCUUCAGAGAGAGCGUUUGUGAAUCUUCUUCAGGACCUACAUUUGAACUUCAGAGAGGUGGUCACAAGGAUCAUGGAUGAUAGUAAUGGACAGCUGGUGAUUGACCAAGAAGGAGUGACCCAUACCCUACACCUCAUCAAUGAGUUACGCACAGUUCACCAUGAGAUACUGAGAGAGCUGGAACGAAGCAUCCUGGAGUGGGAUCAGACUGGGCCGAGUUUGGGUUGUGCAUUGUCAAAAUAUGGACUAAGACUGAGCAUAUACUUCACGUAUAUUGAGCAGUUUGACAACAGUAUUGCCUUUCUGGAAGAGAGCUGCUGGAAGGCACCUGGAAUCUCCACUGCUCCCCUGCAGUCUGAGGUGCCUGUCUCAGAGUGUGCCCGUGUGAAGCAGCAGCUCUUCAGGACCCUCCGGCAAGUGUCACUCUACCAUCAUCACCUAACAGAUUAUUUAAAGUAUUUGUGUCCAGACACUACUGAAUAUGAAGACACGAAAGCUGUGCUGGUUGUCGUGGAUGAAGUCUGUGACCAGGUCCGGCUGAGUGUGAAACACGGAGAGAGCUUUCAGAAACUGCUUGACAUUGAGUACCGAGUGAAGGGCUUCCAUCAGGGUUUCCAGUCCGAUAGGAUGUUUAUCAAAGAGGGACGUCUACUGAGACUGACUGAUGGAGCCAUGCAGCCUCGAUACUGCUUCCUGCUGAGUGAUAUGUUGCUGUAUACGGUGCCAAGACGUGGUGGCAAAUGUCAGCUACGGAAGGUCCUGCCGCUGGAAACCCUAAAGGUGAGGAAGCUCUGUGCUGACACGGUGGAGAAUGUGCUCAGGAUCCAAGGUGUACAUGGAUCGCUCACCCUCUGUGCAAGCUCUGCUCAAGACUGCGACAAUUGGGUGUCUGCACUCAGCACCGCCGUGGAGGAUCUACGGAUUGUACAACUUGCGCUGGCCUUACCAGAGGAGCCCGAGGUGAACAGUUGCCUGGGAAGCACAGCGCCUGUGCUCAUCCCUGCUUCCCAUGUGCUGAUGUGUAUGCUGUGCACAGUUGGUUUCACCCUCCCAUGGAGUCGCCUGCAUUGUAACACUUGUGGGAAGGUUGUUUGUCGAACAUGCUGCAGGAACAAAUAUCCACUUGGCUAUCUGAAGGGCAGGCUGGCUCGGGUAUGUGAUCAGUGUCACAAGCAGCUGCAGAGGACAGGCUCCCAGAAGGAAGCGGUCCUUCAGCCACCACUGGCUCACUCACCCACCAAACGCUUCUCCUCCAUGUUCAACAUUCUUCACACACCACACAGUGGCAAACAGAGGACAAAACAAGUGGCUUGGCUAGAGACAGCAAGCUCACAUGAAGGGGUGUCAAUGAGCGGCGAUCUUCAGAGACGGAAAGCAAGUAGACGGCAAUGGAAGAAGCUUUGGUUUGUCAUACAUGAUAAGGUUUUGUACACGUACAGGAGUAGAGAGGACAAAGUUGCUGCAGAGACUUUGCCUCUCCUGGGCUUCACCAUCAAACAAUGGAAGGAUGGGGAGUCCUAUGCACCCAGUGCAGAGUUCCAGCUCUACCAUAAGACCAGCCUUUACUAUUCUUUCAAAGCUGAGGAUAUCCACACAGCACAGAGGUGGAUUGAAGCCAUGCUUGAUGCAUCUGUGUUAUAGCAGCCAAGGUGCCUCCUCACAUUGAUACACUCCUUACUUGUUUGAUCCUUCAGUAGCAGUGCAAUGGGACCACUGUGAUCCACUGAUGUGCUCGAGUAUCUUUACAUCUCAAGAUGAUUCUUCAUUGAAUGUAUCUGAUGGAGAAUGAUUGGAGUUGUGUACAUCUGCUGAUGUCCAGCGUUCCACACAGCCUUUCAACUACAGGACCAUUUUAACAUUUUGCUGCUUUUCUGAUUGAAUAUCAGCUAUCCUGAGCUGGGUUAUCUUGUGGAGUGGGUGAUGAUGGUAUCGACACAGAUCCCUGAGUAGAUCAAUUUAUGAAGUACUGUAAACCCUCGAGGUCUGAUUUUAAAUGUCCCUACAGGCUACUUGAUAUCCUCAGCAGAAAAACACUAUAUUGUGAAGGUGUGCUGAGCAAGAAUAGAUUAAAGAUCUGCAUUAUUCAUGUUCAGAAAUAGAAGGUCAAACUGGGAUUAUCAUUUGUGAUUAAUCCCAAGGAGAGUGGAUGCUUUCUAGUGAUUUUCAGCCGGGUGUUGUGCAUGGAUUGGGACUUUUCAGUUGGUGUCAUUAUUUGGGAGCACUGUCUUUCACUCCUACAUUUUCUAGUGGAAUAUUUGAUGAGAAUUAUUUGAGAUAAAUGCAGCUUAAUGGAAAUCUAUGUACAAACUCAGUGUUUGUGUGUGUCUGUCUCAUUUGUGAACCAAUGGAAAUCUGAAGUGAAAUCCUGUUGCCAGAAGGAAGACAACAUGCUUGACAACAACCUCAUAUUGACUCACAGCAACACAGUUUGCAAACCUACAACACUCAAUUGGAAAUUAAAGGUGGGCCAAACUGGUGAGAUGGCUGUAGAUCAGGGUCCUUUGGAAAAGGUGAGGGUGGAGAUGAGGUAGAAGAUGAGGAGUGGAAGCUGAGCUUAGCUGUAGAAGUUGCUUGUGUGCUAGUGAACAAGAUAGAAAUCAUUUUACAGAUUUUAUGCCUGAAUGUAAACUUGCAGAGACCCUGAAGAUGGAAUGAAUGUCACAGAAAACAAAUUCUAUGUACUAUGUGCUGAGUAGAAAUCCAUCUGAAUAAUAAUCCAUUCUAUUUAUGUUACACAAUUAUACACAGGCUGAAGUUGAUGCCUGAUGGUGAAGGAAGCCAAGGGAAGUUUGAGUGAAAAGUAUGAGGUAUUAAUGAACAUUUGAAAACCAGUGUAAUUUAUUCAAUGAAUAGCAUUUUGGCAUCAUAUAAGUUGUUAAGUGAACUUCCUUUUAUCAGCAAACAUCUACCACAAUCUGAGUCUCAAUAUGAGCUUUCAUUUAAACCCAUUGUCUUACAUCCUCUUCCUUCAGUCUAACAAUUGUUGCGAGCAGGGUUCCAUAGUGCAGGAAAGUCACCAUGACAUGCUACUCUCAUAUGUAGACACUGCUAAAUUUUCCAGGCUCCUCUAGGAAUGCAGGGGUAACCUUCCACCACUUCUCAGUGAAGAGUUGAUUAUCUUACCAAUUUAUUGAAUAAUAAUAUAAUGCAGGGCAUCUUCAAAAAGUUCUUACUUCUUUCUAAUAAAACAUUCAAGUGGUUCAGUACUUUAAAAAGUUUAAAGGUACACUUAAUGUCAGAGAAAUGUAUACAAUAUACAUCCUGAAAUUCUUUUUCUUCACAAACAUCCAUGAAAACAGAGGAGUACCCCAAAAAUGAAUGACAGUUAAAUGUUAGCCCCAGCUUCCUCCACCCAUGCAUAAGCAGCAGCAAAGCACCAAUCCCCCCUCUUCCAUCAGUUAAAAAAGCAAUGGCAACCCCACCAAGCACUCAAGCGUGCAGACACAGACUUGCAGUACCCCAAAGACCACUCAUUCACCUGGUAAUUCGACGUACCACAGGCUCUCUCUCUCUCUCUCCCUAAUAAAGGAAUAAGAGGUGUCACCAUUUCACAGCAAAAGGGGGGACAUAACAAACAACUUGCUGAUUUACGAUGUUAUAAGCCUGUUGUAUCACUUUUUCUGAGCUCUCUGUCCAAAGAACUCAGGUCUCUGGGCACACAGCCAGCAGUCAGCUCGCUGCCUUUGAUCUUCCAUGUGCAUCCAAUACAAACCAGUUUCCUGCAGCAGCACCACCAUUAAGUCCGCCCACCUCCAAAGCCACAAAACUCAGCGGGUUUGUCUUUAAGUGCAGGGUGCUUGGACUCAAGCUGCCAAAGCAAAACCCUGAGGUGGUGCCCGCCCUCCUUGUAGUUAGGUAGGAUUUAUUGGCCAACAAAAGUUUGGCUCAAGGGAUGACUUUCAGUAGGUCGCAGCGAGGUAGCUGCUCUGCUACUUACAAAACCCUGAGCCCAAAUUAGGUUGAAUGUGAAUAUUUUAGCACCGGGCGUGAAAGGAAAUGAGGAAAGGUGUAGCUGACUCAUAUCGCCAUAUCAUAUCAUUUCCUCACGGCACAGUGGUUGAGGACAGCUGGCAUAGAACACAGAGCGUAGACAAUAUAGCAUAGAAUAUAGAACAGAGCAUAGACCAUAAUCCUUAACCAUAGACCAUAAAACAUAGAGCAUAGAACAUCGACCAUAGAGCAUAGACCAGACAGUAGAGAAUACAGUACAUAGAGAAUCAUAGAGCAUAGAUCAUAGGGCAUAGACCACAGAGCAUAGACUACAGACAAUACACCAUUGUGCAUAGAUUAUAGAACAUGGACCAUAAAUCACAGAACACAGAGAACUGACCAUAGAACAUAGAGUGUAGAUGAUAGAGCAUAGACCACAGAAUACAGAGGAAGGACCAUCAACUACAGGACCAUAGAAUAUAGAGCAUGGACCACAGAGGAUAGAUCACAGGCCACAGAGCAGAGAGCAUAGAUCAUGGACCAUAGGGAAUAAACCAUACUCAAUAGAUUACAGAACAUAGAGCAUGACACAUCGGCCAUAGAACAUAGAGCACAGAGCCUAGACUACAGACCUUAGAUGAUAGAGUAGAGGGCAUAGUCAAUGGAACAGGGAGCAUAGAUCAUACAGCAUAAACCAUAGACCGUAUACCAUAGUGCAUAGAACAUAGAAAAUGGAUAAAGAGCACAAAGUUCAGAGCCCUGUUAGCAGCAGAUAGAAAAACAUCAUUUUAGAUUGCUCCUACCCUACUUACUUUUUUGUCUCCUACCAGGUUUUUUUUUGAAACCUUAUUAUAAUACUUUAAUACUGUUCAACUAUGGCUGGGAAAAGAACAAAAGCUUUAGCAAAAGGAAGAGAAACAGAAGAUACAUCCCCAGUCACUUUGGAUUCAAUCAUUGACUUCCUUAAAUGGCAAAAAUUGGAAUUUUCUGAGGAGUUUCAAAGACUUAAUGGCAAAUUGGAUACAAUCCAACAAACUUUAACUGAGCAUGAGAACCGAAUUCAGGAAAAUACUGCAAAGUUUGUGACACUUGAAGCGGAUGUUAAAGAUAUAAUUAAACUCUACAAAGAGUUAUCCUUAGCCAAUGAAAAAAUGAUGAAAAGGAUUAUCAGUCUAGAAAAUAGAAACAGGAGAAAUAACUUGCGAAUUCUGGGUCUUGAAGAAUCAAUUGAAGGCACUGACCCUACGAAGUUCUUUGGAAACUUUCUGAAACAGUUAUUCCCUGUUUUAUUCACUUCUGAGCCAAAGCUCAAUCGAGCAUGUUGCUUGGCGACUUUGAAGCCUUUGUCGUCAGCAGCGAGACCCAGGUCAGUCAUUCUAAGUUUUCAUGAAUUUCAUAUUAAGGACCUUUUAAUUCGCCAUACCCGUCGACUAUGAAUGAUUGAUUUCCAUGGCUACGAGGUCAGAUUUGUGGAAGACUAUUCGCCUGAAGUUAUGGCUGAAUGUACGAAAUAUUAAGAAGUUAUGUCGGAACUUUACAAUAAAGGAUUUAAACCAUCCCUUCAGUUUCCUGCCUGUCUGAGUAUUGUUCUGAAGAACUGAUUGCAAAGAAGAAUGAAGUUGGUUUAAGGCGCAAAAGAGUUUCUGAAGGCUGAAGUCUAAAACUUAUACUUCAUAUCCAAUCAAUUUUUUCUUCUGUUAAUAUGAAUUUGAAAUGUUUCAAUAAGCUUAUGUUUUGGCUGUUUGUUAUAUAUUUUUUGAUACUUUUUUAUUAUAUCCCAUUUUGAGGCUUUAUUUUAACAUAGUUUUCUUUGAAUUUGUUUAAAUUGACCCUUUUAUAUUUUUGAAUACUGAGUUAUUUUUAUUUUUAUGUUGUGGCUUGAUAGGGACAUAAUUGACCUUGAAGGACCAGAGUUUCUGUCAGCAGGAUUUUUUGGGGAGGAAACUUAGUUGUUAGCUCGCUGACUGUCUAUUGGUCAGCCUUCUGGCUUUGGGUGGAGGAGGGGCUAGGGCCUAUAUCUUUCUGGGAGCUGUGUUGGGUUGGUUAUAUGAUUGCCUGUUUGACUACCUUACCUUACAAUUUGCUUUUUAGUUUUAAUAGCUUAUGGCCAGAUCUUUUAAUUGCAUAAUGAUUUGUAUUUAAAAUGGUUGAAAUAUUAACUUAUUUAGUUUGAAUGUGAAAGGGCUGAAUCACCCCAUUAAACCGGACAAAGAGUUUGCUUAUAUUAAAAAAUUAAAAGCACCUAUUAUUUUCUUACAAGAAACACAUAUACGCAGCUGUGAUUGUUUACCUUUUUUUUACUCGAUGGAAGGGUAUGCAAUUCCAUUCUUUGUUUAAUGCAAAAUCACGUGGAGUUUUGAUUUUUGUAGAUAAUAGUUUCCUUUGUUCGGCAUAAAGUUAUUUCAGAUCAUAAUGGUCGAUGUGUUAUUGUAUCAGGGAGUUCAGACAAUAAAUUGAUUAUUUUUGCUAAUGUAUAUGCCCCCAACGUAGACAAUCCAGGAUUUUUUGAACACCUAUUUUCGUUUUUCGCAGAUUUAUGUACUUACUCUCUUAUAAUGGGAGAUUUUAACUGCUGAUUAGUUCCAGUAUUAGAUCGCUCAUCUGUCAAACCAGCCACACUUAAUAAAUCAGCUUUG